UUUAAAUCCUAUCACACUACAAAUUAUUAUUUAUUAUUUAGUACAUUUCUUAGUUGAUAAUGUUUGGUUUUACAGUAAAAAUUUCUGAUUCAAAAUAUAAUCGCAUAUGUUCAAUGAUUAAUAAAUGUGUUGAGAAUGAUUUCUGAUGUUGACGUAAAACAUUCAAAUAUCAAAUUUAAACUCCAGAGAUUAUAUAUUUUAGUCUCCAUAUAUUCAAAUUUAACGGAACAAUCUGAAACGUUAAAUAAUUUAAAUAUUGAGCAGUCUGAUAUCGAGGCAUACUUUAAGUCCAACAUUAUUUUACAAUAUGGAAUCCUUGGUUAUGUCGGAUUUCCUUUCAAAGUAGUACAAUUUGACAAUGUAAAUAAUUCUUUCAUAAUUGAAACCAAUAAUGAUUGUUUGACAAAGUUACAGUUAAUUAUUUCAAACCAAUUUCCUGCACUUUGCCCAGUUGAUUUUUCAUCUAACAUACUAAAUUCAAAGCUAGAAUACAAAUUCAAAAUAUUGAAAUUUAACAACACCUUAUCAUCAUUAAUUCAUGAUGAUUUUGUUCUCAACACAUCUUAAUUUUAUUCAUUCAUUA
Theileria parva strain Muguga is the source of this 583-nucleotide messenger RNA. RefSeq lists its product as uncharacterized. Bases 136 to 567 code for a protein of 143 amino acids. Lineage: Eukaryota; Apicomplexa; Aconoidasida; Piroplasmida; Theileriidae. The record is from RefSeq and is a predicted model, not a curated record. The transcript is spliced from 3 exons.